UUCAAAUUUGUGGUCUUACCGAGAUUUUUCGAUGCGUCCCCUAUUUCUCGUUGUCAUAUUCAUUGGUUUUGGACUAGGGGCUCCUCCAUCCAUCGAGAACUAUGUAGUAAAUGGAUCAGAUGCACUCGCUGCGGAAUUUCCUUACAUGGUUUCCCUGAGAACCCGAUCAGGAUCACACACAUGUGGUGCCACUAUUAUUGACUCCCGAUGGCUCCUCACAGCUGCCCACUGCUUCCUGACGCGUAAUCCCGAUGACUACACUGUCCAGUACGGAACUCAUGUGAUCUCCAAGGAUGGUGACUCGAUCAUGAAGAUCCGUCGGAUUAUCUGUCACGAAGGCUAUGAUGACAACAACCAGUUCAUCCACGAUAUUGCUCUCAUUGAGCUGGAACAGCCACUUGAAUUCGAUGCUUUUGUAGAAGCUGUACGACUCCCCCAAGCCUUUUCCUACACUCAUGGUGGACUCGAGGCUCAGCUGGUGGGAUGGGGUAUGAAUGCGACGGUCGGUGGAGUCAUACAAACCCAUUUGCAGAAGGUGGACUUAGAGACGAUGACCGAUGACGAAUGCAGAAAGCUCCACUUUGACAAGAUUCACACCACAAAUAUCUGUGCAGGCGUAAAAGGGGGUGGCAAAGGCCAGUGUACCGGUGAUUCUGGCGGUCCUCUCCUCCUCAAUGGCAUUCAAGUCGGAAUUGUGUCCUGGAGCGUUAAGCCAUGCACCAUUGCGCCCUAUCCGGGAGUUUUCACUGAAGUUGCUUACUACAUUGACUGGAUACGUCAGCAUAGUUGUCUAACGUUGGACGGAAAUUAGCUCAUGAUACUCUCAACAAGAUGCUUUGCCAUCGAAUCAAAGACUCAAUUAGUUUUCAGAACUCACCUCCCUCAAUUGCUGCUCACACCAAAUCCAAAUAGAAUUAGAUCGAGAUGUGUUUGUAUGACGAUGAAGAAGAGAACAAAAAAAAAAACAAAACGAGAAAA
Phlebotomus papatasi is the source of this 978-nucleotide messenger RNA. Its product is annotated as trypsin-like. Gene Ontology annotation, molecular function: serine-type endopeptidase activity. The transcript is spliced from 5 exons. The record is from RefSeq and is a predicted model, not a curated record. Bases 32 to 811 code for a protein of 259 amino acids. Gene Ontology annotation, biological process: proteolysis. Lineage: Eukaryota; Metazoa; Arthropoda; Insecta; Diptera; Psychodidae.